CCCUCCAAAUCAUUGGAUUCAGGUGUUCAUUCCCCUACAAAUCAUUGGAUUCAGGUGUUCCAAUCACCUCUAUGGCCACAGGUGUAUAAAAUCAAGCACCUAGGCAUGCAGACUGCUUCUACAAACAUUUGUAAAAGAAUGGGUGGCUCUCAGGAUCUCAGUGAAUUCAAGCGUGGUACCAUGAUAGGUUGCCACCUGUGUAAUAAGUCCAUCCAUGAAAUUUCCUUGCUACUAAAUUUUCCACAGCCAACUGUUAGUGGUAUUAUAACAAAGUGGAAGCAACUGGGAACAACAGCAACUCAACCACAAAGUGGUAGGCCUCGUAAAAUGACAGAACAGGGUCAAUGCAUGCUGACGAGCACAGUGUGCAGAAGUCGCCAACUGUCUGCAGAGUCAAUAGCUAAAGACCUCCAAACUUCAUGUUGCCUUCAGAUUAGCACAACGGUGUGUACAGAGCUUUAUGGAAUGGGUUUUCAUGGUUGAGCAGCUGCAUCCAAG
This is a messenger RNA of Staurois parvus, 498 nucleotides long. NCBI's taxonomy places the organism in Eukaryota, Metazoa, Chordata, Amphibia, Anura, Ranidae. The record is from the annotation of a GenBank genome assembly.